This is a messenger RNA of Striga asiatica, 546 nucleotides long. The record is from the annotation of a GenBank genome assembly. Lineage: Eukaryota; Viridiplantae; Streptophyta; Magnoliopsida; Lamiales; Orobanchaceae.
AUGCAGCCAAUGAUCAGAAAGGGAUGUGGGGAUAAAAAUUGGAAAAAUCAAAAUAGUAACAGAUCAAAUAGCCGGCUUAUGGAAACUGUGCAUCAAUCAGGAGGUAGUGAGGGUUCUGGGUUGGGCAUAAAUAAACGGCAAUCUUCUCUUAAUAAUUGGAGGGCCAAAAAACAGCGGUUAGCUCAGUCUGCUUCGUCAAUUUCCAGUACGGAUGCAGCAGUUCGACGGAACUUGAGCUCUGACGCUCAGUCAAGUAUCGUUCAGCCAGGAUUGGUGACUACCAGCAAUGUGGGUUUUGUGGAUGAUCCCGGUAGUUUCUACAAGGGCUACCUCUUCCCCCUCCACCCGUCUCUCCAUGGUCCUCAGGCUCCAACUGUGACUUCACCUCCGGACACCCGAGCUCCGCCGACGACUGUCUCGACCUCAAGCUCCUCACUGGCUACCCCACAUCCAAGCCACUGUCGACGUUUCAAGUACUUCUAUGUCUCCAACCUCUUACACAAAGAGAAGAUUCGCCAAGGUAUGGCACGAGGGAGUGAUCCGCAG